AUGGAAGACCCUGUGCAGCUGAAGGACGAAGGGAAUAAAUAUUUUCAAGACAACGACUACGAGAAUGCGAUUAAAAGCUACACCAAAGCCCUGAAACUCACCAAUGACAAGGCGCUCCAGGCUGCCUUGUACCGAAACCGAGCGGCGUGCUUUCUGAAAAAGGAGAGCUACGUGCAGGUGGCAUCAGAUGCAUCUAGAGCAAUCGAUAUCGACCCAGCUGACAUUAAGGCCUUGUACCGGCGCAGCCAGGCGCUUGAGAAGCUGGGCAAGCUGGACCAAGCCUUUAAAGACAUCCAAAGGUGUGCCACGAUCGAGCCCCGGAACAAAAACUUCCAGGAGAUCCUUCGCCGACUGGGAGCCGAAAUCCAGGAGAAGUUGAAGAUACAGUUCUCGACGGACGCCAGAGUGCAGAAAAUGUUUGAAAUCCUGCUGGAUGAGAACAGCGACAAAGAGAAACGAGAGAAGGCAGCAAACAACCUCAUCGUUCUUGGCCGGGAGGAAGCCGGAGCGGAGAGGAUAUUCCAGAACAAUGGUCUGCCCUUGCUGGUGAGGCUGAUAGAAACCAAGAACCCGGAGCUGAUCCUUGCGGCUGUGAGAACCCUUUCGGGGAUGUGCACAGGACAUAAGGCGCGGGCCACCGCAAUCCUUCACUUGCUGGGCAUCGACAACAUCUGUAUGUGGAUGUCCAUAGACCACGAAGAGAUCUCGCUGGCCGUCUCCCACCUUCUGCAGACCAUCAUAGACUCGUUAACCGGGGAGGGCAAGAAAGACGAACAUGGAAAAGAAGAUGCUCUGGUGCUGGACACCAAGAAAGAUCUCAAGAAGAUCACCAUGCACCUUCUAGAUAUGCUUCCCAAUAAGAAGGUAUCAGGGCAAGGCCGGGAUCGUGCUCUCAACCUACUCAAUAAAAACGUGCCAAGGAAGGAUCAGAGAAACCACGACAACAGCAGGACCCUCUUUGUGGUUGACAAUGGUCUAAAAAAGAUCCUGAAAAUUGCCGGCCAGAUCCCAGACCUGCCCAAUUGCCUGCCGCUGACAGAGAACACCCAGCUGACAACUUCCGUUCUUCUGAACAAACUGUACGACGAUUUGCGAUGCGAUCCUGAGAGAGAUAAUUUCAGGGAGCUCUGCGAAGAGUACAUUCAGAGCAAAAUUGACCCGAAAGACAUGGAUAAGACCCUUCAUGCCAUCCAGGUAGUGUCUGGAGUCUUGCAAGGACCUUUGGACCUGGGUAACAAGCUGCUGGGCAUGAAGGGCGUCAUGGAGAUGAUGGUGGCCCUGUGCGGCUCCGACAGAGAGAUCGACCAGUUAGUGGCCGUGGAAGCCCUCAUCCAUGCCUCGACCAAGCUCAGCCGGGCCACCUUCAUCAUCACCAACGGGAUCUCCCUGCUGAAGGAAAUUUACAAGAAGACCAAGAACGAGAAGAUCAAGAUCCGAGCUCUGGUGGGCCUUUGCAAGCUGGGCUCCGCAGGGGGGACCGACUACGGCCUACGCCAAUUUGCCGAAGGCUCUACCGAAAAGCUAGCGAAACAGUGUCGGAAAUGGCUGUGCAACCCCACCAUAGACACCCGCACGCGGAAGUGGGCCAUAGAAGGGCUCGCCUACCUGACCCUGGAUGCUGACGUCAAGGACGAUUUUGUGGAAGAUGAGCCGGCCAUGCAAGCCAUGUUUGAACUCUCCAAGACGAGUGACAAGACCAUUUUGUACUCCGUGGCUUCCGUCUUAGUCAACUGCACCAACAGCUACGACGUCAAGGAAAUCCUCCCCGAGCUGGUGCAGCUGGCCAAAUUUUCCAAACAGCACGUGCCCGAGCAGCACCCAAAGGACAAAAAGGACUUUGUCGAGAAGCGAGUGAAGCGUCUGCUCAAAGCCGGCGUCACCUCUGUGCUGGUUUGCAUGGUGAAAGCAGACAGUGCCAUUUUGACGGACCAGACCAAAGAACUCUUAGCUCGGGUUUUCCUCGCUUUGUGUGACGACCCCAAGGACCGCGGUACCAUUGUGGCUCAAGGAGGUGGAAAGGCUUUAAUACCAUUAGCUUUAGAAGGCACAGAUGCUGGCAAAAUAAGAGCAUCACACGCCCUGGCGAAGAUUGCUGCCGUUUCCAAUCCAGACAUCGCAUUCCCCGGUGAGAGAGUGUACGAGGUUGUGCGGCCGCUGGUCAGCUUACUGAACACAGAGCGAGACGGGUUACAGAACUUCGAGGCUCUGCGUGGUCUCACCAACUUUUCCGGAAGAAGCGACAAACUCAGGCAAAAGAUUAUCAAAGAGAAAGCAAUGCCAGAGGUCGAAAACUACAUGUUUGAAAACCACGAUCAACUCCGACAGGCUGCGACGGAAUGCAUGUGCAACCUGGUCGUCAACAAAGAGGUUCAAGAGAGAUUCCUGGCUGAUGGAAAUGACCGGCUGAAGCUGAUUAUAUUGCUGUGCGGGGAGGACGACGAGAAAGUCCAGAAUGCGGCGGCAGGAGCCCUGGCCAUGCUGACCGCAGCACAAAAGAAACUCUGCCAUAAGCUGACCCAAGUGACGCCCCAGUGGCUGGAGAUUCUUCAAAGACUUUGCAUACACGACCAGCUGGACGUCCAGUACCGUGGGCUAGUGAUUGUUUAUAACUUAAUCCAUGCCGACCAAGAGCUAGCGAAGAAGUUGGUGGAGAGCGAGAUGCUGGAGAUUCUCACCAUUAUCGGGAAGCAGGAAGACAACCCCAACCGCCAGCAUGUGCUCAAAGUGGCCCGUGACUGCCUCAUUAAGUUCAUGGACUAUGGGUUCAUUAAACCCGUGUCUCAGUCAUAA
Euleptes europaea (tarantolino) is the source of this 2790-nucleotide messenger RNA. RefSeq names its product unc-45 myosin chaperone B (gene UNC45B). Gene Ontology annotation, molecular function: Hsp90 protein binding. The record is from RefSeq and is a predicted model, not a curated record. The transcript has 19 exons. NCBI's taxonomy places the organism in Eukaryota, Metazoa, Chordata, Lepidosauria, Squamata, Sphaerodactylidae. Bases 1 to 2790 code for a protein of 929 amino acids.